Messenger RNA from Mercurialis annua (annual mercury), 1712 nucleotides. RefSeq lists its product as uncharacterized. The coding region runs from base 70 to 1332 and encodes 420 amino acids. Gene Ontology annotation, cellular component: pre-snoRNP complex; nucleus. NCBI's taxonomy places the organism in Eukaryota, Viridiplantae, Streptophyta, Magnoliopsida, Malpighiales, Euphorbiaceae. The record is from RefSeq and is a predicted model, not a curated record. The transcript is spliced from 5 exons. Gene Ontology annotation, biological process: maturation of LSU-rRNA from tricistronic rRNA transcript (SSU-rRNA, 5.8S rRNA, LSU-rRNA); box C/D snoRNP assembly; snoRNA localization.
UUAAACCCUAGUAUACUUCCAAUCAAAAACCCUAAUCUCUGCUUCUCCCCCUCUUCUUCUCGUGGUCCAAUGGCAGAGCAAUCUUCACAAUCUCCGCAAAACCCUAAACAGAAAAAACAGACAGUCUGCGAAGAAUGUAAAGAGAAUCCAUCAAAAUACAAAUGCCCAGGCUGCUCUCUCCAUUCAUGCAGCCUCCCCUGUGUCAAAGCUCACAAGCACCGCACUGGCUGCUCCGGUAAACGGAACCAGACUCAAUUUGUUCCCUUAUCUCAGUUCAAUGAUCGUAUCAUCUUAUCAGAUUAUAAUCUACUUGAGGAGACAAAGAGAGUUGCUGAAUCUGCGCAGAGGAUGAGGGAAAAACUACGGGCGUAUGCUCAGUUUAGGUUACCGGCUCAUCUUAAGAGUCUGAGAAGUGCUGCUGCUAGUCGGAGAACGAAACUUCUUUUUCUUCCGAGUGGAAUGACGAAGAGAGAAAAGAACCAAUCCGGCUACAACCAAAGGAACAAAUUUAUAUCUUGGACAAUUGAGUGGCGAUUUCACAAUACGGAGCUUGUUCUACUUGACCAUAGAAUACAUGAAGACAGAAAUCUAUGUUCCAUAAUUGAGCAGCAUCUUAUUCCUGGACCAUGGAACCAUCAGUUGAAGCAGUUUAGUGAGGAACAUCUGGACUCGCUCAAGUUUUUUAUACGUAAAUAUCCCAAGGGACCGAAGUCACCUUUCUGCGAGCUGGACAUUAAGGCCCCGCUGAGACAACAGUUAGCCAAUAUAGUUAUUUUAGAAUACCCUGUUAUUUAUGUAUUUCUCCCCUCGCACAGUUAUGAUUUUGAAAUUGUCAAAAGCAUGCAAUCUGUUACUCAUAAACCGGAUACUCAAAAUUCUUUUCAUGGUGAUCACCCAAACCCAACAGGUACUCCUUUCAAGGAGGAGAAGAUAGAAGAAAAUAAUGGCUCUUCAGAUACUCAGGUUUAUGAUUGCAUGAAGAAUGUAAUAUUGAGUCCACCGCGUGAAGUUCCUUGUGAGAAUGUGUCUGAGAAAUCAUUAAAUGGUCAAUCUGAUAGCUCUUUGUUAAUGAGCUUGCCAGCGGGCAGCAUAUCCCAUGACAACUCCAAGUGUAUAGAAUCAUUAAUGUUUGACGACGUGGACUUUGAUUUUGAUCAAGACUUGAUAGAUGCAUAUUCAGAUCUAAUCGGACAUGUCAGUCCUGAUGACUUUUUUAAUUUGGAAGGUGAAUUUCCCAAGGAAGAGAAAGAAAAUGAAAGGAAAGAUCUGUCAAGUUGCGGGGCAGUUCCUUUGGUUCAAGAGGAAUUAGAAGAAGGGGAAAUUGCGGAAUAAUUGAUCUGCAGAUUUUGGAUUGGACUUGAUGUGUAGGGUAUGGAUCAACCCUUGGUAAUACAUUUGCCAUUCUAUAUUGAGUAUCUCACUUGUUCUAUACUACUAGUAGUUGCAACUUGCAAAGCAACAUCUGCUGAUAUUUUUGGGGCAAUGACAGAUAGAUUGUGUUUUCAGCUGCUCUGAUACUACUAGUGGUAAUGAGGCUGCUUCUGAUGACAUUAUGGCAAUGAUGAUGGAUGUCAAGUGUUUUACUACACAUGACAUGAUUGUGGAGCUUCAGGGUAUAAGGCACUUGAAUGUUCUUUUCGAUGUCAAUCUUCCAAUGUAAUUGAACUGUCGAAGAUUUAAGAUUUUGUUGAAAGGAUUAAAGAAAUUAUAGC